CCAUAAUUUGUUUACUUAUUUGAAUAUAUUUGUGAUUAAAAUUUUUCAGGCUUAUUAAAACCUUAUUAGAAUGCUUAAACGAUUAAUACAAUCGCGGAGUAUCAAACUAUUUUGCCAGAGAUGUGUAUUAAGCGAACUUGCCACUACCCAGCAACAUAUAACACACAGAAGUCAAAAUGAAGAAUUCAAAGAUCAAGAAGUUGCUUUACCAGACAAUAAUUCAUUAUUGGAACCACUUUCUGAAGAUAUUUCUCACGUUAGCACCUAUUUAAAACCCACAUUUAAUUUGGCGGCGUAUGCAAAUAAAUCAGAAAUAAUUCAGGAAUUUAUUAAGCUUGGAGUAGAUCUGCAUUAUAUUGAGACAAAAAUUAAGGACUCUGUUCCAUUUAUUUUAGGACUCAAGUUUGAUAAUAUAAAGGACCAUAUUUUGUUUUUCAAUAAUUUAGGGGUAGAGUUUACUGAUAUAGGUAAAGUUAUUACCAAAAAUCCAUUUAUAUUUAGAGAACGGCUGGACGAUCUUGAAGUGAGGGUAAACUAUUUAAAAUUUAAAAAUUUUGAUGCUGAGGCAAUAUCUAGAAUUAUAUCCGUGAAUGCAUUUUGGCUUAGUUAUAGCACUCAAGAUAUAGAUCAAAAACUCGGAUUUUUUCAAAAAACGUUUGAGUUAAGUGGACCAGAAGUACGGCUUGUAGCUGCCAAAAAACCCCAACUGAUCACAUGUUACCAGCAAAAAGUAAAGGAAAUUAUAUUUACCAUAAAAGAGGAAAUGGGCUUUUCCCAAGAGAAUCUUAAGCACAUGAUUUUAAUAAAACCUGCAAUAUUCAUGACUGGGCAACAUCAGCUUAUAGCCACAUUUGACUAUCUGCACAAUACCAUGCAGAUUCCUCACGAGCAAAUUCUACAGGAACCAGCAAUUUUAAGAUGUAGACAUAGGAGGCUAAAGGAAAGGCAUCAGUUUUUAGUGAAAUUAAAAAGGGAUCAGUUUAAUCCUAAAAAACCAAAUUACAUAAAUUUAAUUACCAUGGUAAAGGAUACAGAUGCAAAUUUUGCUAUGGAAGUGGCAAAGAGUAAUGUAGAAGAAUAUAACAUGUUUUUAAAAACCUUAUAGAAAUAUUUUUAAGAAUAAAGACACUACUAAAAUAUUAAAAAACAA
Molecule: messenger RNA, 1150 nt
Organism: Anthonomus grandis grandis
Lineage: Eukaryota; Metazoa; Arthropoda; Insecta; Coleoptera; Curculionidae
Gene: mTerf3
Product: transcription termination factor 3, mitochondrial
Exons: 3
Coding region: 71-1105 (344 amino acids)
Biological process (GO): regulation of DNA-templated transcription; mitochondrial ribosome assembly
Cellular component (GO): mitochondrion
Molecular function (GO): double-stranded DNA binding
Source: RefSeq, a predicted model, not a curated record